GCAGCCGGGAAGUGAUUUUAGAGGGAUCAGCGUCAAAGUAAAUCAAUGGAACGUUCAACACGUAGCUUGGUUCCGUGCUGACCCUUGCUUCCCUGCCACAGGAGAGAAGUGGGAGUGGAUGAGAGUGAAUGUGACAAAGUACCAACAGAAGGCGAAUCAUGGUUUAAAAUACUGCUUCAUUCGCUUUCAUCUUCUUACCGCUUAUUGCCAAAAGAUAUGUGAUCGUUAUGUCUUAUGUGAGUCGUACCUUGGAAGUCUGAGUGUUGUUGUUCGUGGGCCCCCGAUUUGGAGAUUGAACAAUCCAGGAAUAACAUGUCUUGCAAGUGUGAGAGUGAGUCAGCCGCCCACUACUGCGAACAUCUGCGAGAAGCCUUCAAGUCGUUAUAUCAGCACUGCAAAGCCUCCAUUCAGGCCACCUUCAAGGACUCCCCCAUCUACAACCACCACCACAACCACGACUACAACAACCACAACCACGACUUCCACCACCCCAACCACUACGGAAACGACAUCAACAACCACAACCAUAGAUCCCUUCCCGUCCCCUGCAUCAUCUGCGUCUUCGUCUUCGUCGGUGGUGCUGCCAAUAGUGGUGUCGGUGGUGGCGGUGGUGAUAUUCCUGGUGAUAAUGGUGGUGGUGGUGGUCUGCCGCAGGCGACGAAGACGCAGAUCAGCGGCAUCACUGCCCCGCGUCGGCGCCGAGGUAGACGUCGACGACAACUACGUGGACGUGGCGCCGCCCACGGGCCCCACCGUGCUCCCGCGCGUGGCGCCGCGGCUUGGGCUGGCUGCCUCCUGGCGUGUCGGUGGCGAGGUACAGGUCGACGACAACCACAAGAAGCCGCCCACGGGCCCCACCGUGCUCUCGCGCGUGGCGCCGCGGCAGCAGGAGCCCGAAUACCUGUACUUCGGCGACGACGAGGAGCACAUCUACGACGAGUUCCCGGAGUUCAAAAAGCCUCCACUCCACGACAAUGUCGCCGAGAAGCCACAAUGCCAGGUAGACGAAGAUUCAGACUCCGAUGA
This is a messenger RNA of Eriocheir sinensis (Chinese mitten crab), 1026 nucleotides long. Its product is annotated as protein bunched, class 2/F/G isoform-like. The transcript has 2 exons. Bases 313 to 1026 code for a protein of 237 amino acids. Lineage: Eukaryota; Metazoa; Arthropoda; Malacostraca; Decapoda; Varunidae. The record is from RefSeq and is a predicted model, not a curated record.